This is a messenger RNA of Ostreobium quekettii, 1275 nucleotides long. The record is from the annotation of a GenBank genome assembly. Lineage: Eukaryota; Viridiplantae; Chlorophyta; Ulvophyceae; Bryopsidales; Ostreobiaceae.
AUGGGCACGGGGCGCAUCGGCGAGCGCACGCCCUGCGUGGCGGCCCUCGACCUGCGCAGCCGCUGGUGGCGCCGCAUAGAGACCACCGGCCCCACGCCCGCCUGCAUCGGCGACACCUUCACCUACUUCGACGCGGAGCCCUACGGCGACGUGCUGGUGGCGGCGUCGCAGGACGGCAUCUACUCGUUCAGCUUCUCCGAGUCGCGCUGGAAGGAACUGUACAGGGCGCCGCUGCCAUCCAACCUGUGGAGCAACUACCACGCCACGCUGAGGGGACAGGAGCUGUACUUGUUUGGAUGGAGCGACGCUUUCCUUGCCUAUAGAGACUCUGACGAGCCAGAGCCGUCGCCCUCAUCGCUGCACAUGCACAAAUUCAAUCUGCACACGGGCGUUUGGAGCAACGUCGUCUACUUUGGGACGCCCCCAAGCCCCAGGGAGCGCUCCACCGCCUGCCAGAUCGACGACAAGUGGGUCGUCCACGGCGGCAUCUCCGGCGUCCUGACCUCCGACUCCCUCAGCGACACCUACGUCUUCAACUUCACCAGCCGCGUCUGGGACAGGGUGGCCUGCGGCCGCCACAGGCCCAGCCCCAGGGGCAACCACGCGGCGGCGCGCAUGGGCAAACACCACAUCGCCCACGUGGGCGGCAGGGUGAACUGGCACGGCCAGAAUCGUGCGCUCAGCACGCCGUGCGUGGCGGUGGAGUGCCUGCGGCUCGUGACGCCGUCGGAGGACGCGAUGCCGUCGGUGGGGGCGGACGAGGACCUGGGGGCGCUCAUGGUGAUGAGCGACACCCAGACCACCUCCCUGCUCCAUCCGCUGCGCCGCAAACUGUUCAAGAGCCGCCACCUGAGCGACGUCGAGCUGGUAGUGGAGGGCCUCGCGCUUCCCUGCCACCGCCUCGUCCUCGCGGAGGCCUCCGCGGUCUUCAGGGGCAUGUGGGCCAGCGACAUGGCGGACAGCCACUCUGAGAGGGUGGAGCUGUCGGGUGUGCGGGCUGACGUCAUGGAGGUGCUGCUGCGGUACAUGUACUGCUGCCUGGAGGAGGUGCCCGCGGAGAUGGCGGUUGAGGUGUUCCAGGCGGCGGAUCGAUUCGGGCCGACAUCGACGCCCACAACCUGGUCCAGUACUGGCUGCUGGGCGAGGCGCACGGCAGCGCCGAGCUGUGCUUCGGGUGCUCGGAGUUCGCGGCAGAGCACAUGCCGGAGAUGGCUGCCAGCCCGCAGCUGCGCGCCCUCCAAGACACCCACCCCGCCUCCUCGGGCGCCCUCAUGA